AUGCCAGUUCGAAGGAAGCUCGAUGUGGCCAUGGAGAAUGCAGGCAGGGAAGAAGAAAGGGCUAAGCUUACCAAUUCUCGAGAAGCAGAAGAAGCCGAAGAAACGCAAGCUUGACGAACUGGAGCAAAGAAAGAAAGCUUUGGAAGAAGAAAGCGCUAAGAAGCAGAAGGAGAUUGAAGAUGAAACAAAGCGUAUUCGUGCUGUGGGAGAAGCUGAGCGAAGAGCUAAGGAGCAAAGAGCCAAGCAGACUCCCAAAGUCAGUGCGAAGAGAGCCAAGGAGACUGAGAAUGCCUAUUCCGAGGCUUGUAGAGCUUUGGAGAACUCGCAAUCGGACUUUAUUGAAUCUCUUCAAAAGGUGCAGGACAGUGCACAACAGCUGCAGACGAGUAUGGCCUUGGCACUUGAACGUGCAAUCGAGCACCGGGAGGAACAGGCGAAGCACAGGUUGUAUACGUUGGCCAAACAGAAGACAACGAAGCCUGAAGUUCCGAAAGCCAAAGCCCGUCCUCAAGUGCCCGCUCGGAAAGCCGACCAGCUCCCAGCCUGGACCGUUUUGGGGUCGUCGAAAGAGUACUACGAGCUCAACGAUGACUUACAGAACCGCUUCGGAAUACGCCUUAUAUGGCGUGCCAGGGACUGCAAGGGCCGGAGCAAGGCGAUGGACGAAUGGCACUGCUACCCGGUCGGGAGAGGCCGGGCGGACAAGCAAGACCGAGAAGGUAACCCGUAUACCGUUCUCGGGUCGCUGCCACCCAGCAAGACGAUGUGCAGCGUAUGCUGGAACGAAGGCCACUGGAAGAACCAAUGCAAGGUACGGGAAUUGGUGUAUGAGCUUUGGGAGCCAGCGCUCACAGUACUUCAACCAAAGGAAAAGCUCAGGAAAUUCUUCCCGAUGCGUAACAUCGUCAUCGACAAGAACAAGGACGAAAAGGAUCAACACAGUAGGUAUUUUCCGGCAAUUUCCUUCGUCGACUAUGGCGCCAUCUCCUCGCAGAUCAGGGAUGCGAACAAGAAGUUUGCUGAAGCAAAACGCAAGCAUCCGGAUAUGUUCCCGGAGAUUGAACCCCCUACAGAGGAGCAGGGAGAAAGGUCAGUACCGUACGCUGUGUCGAAGAAGAUGGCUAAACCAGACCCUGUAUCGGAGGACAAGCCCGAGCAAGAUGCUACGAUGGAAACCCGGAAGUCUGCGCUUAUGGACAUGCAAGGUUCAGCCAAGCGGAGAAGGUCCAAAGUAUUGGACCAGGCCAAAAGCAGCGAAGUUGUCAACCUGGAGGAUGAUAGCCAGAAUGCCGAAAGUAAGAAGUCCAGUGGAAAAGGAAAGCAGAACAUCUGGACAGAAGCACCGUCUCUACCGCCAGGAUCAGGCGGACCCAGCAGUGGAACUGCCAUGGAAGCCACAACCUCCGAGAACAAGGAAAGUAAACCGAAUGCAUGGUAUUCGCUGGAGAAGAAAGGACCGAAGCCAUGGAUGCACAAGGAGCCGACGGACCUGGAGUACCCAACAUACCACCGAUGCCUGAAGAUGGACUAG
Symbiodinium necroappetens is the source of this 1531-nucleotide messenger RNA. NCBI's taxonomy places the organism in Eukaryota, Dinophyceae, Suessiales, Symbiodiniaceae. The record is from the annotation of a GenBank genome assembly.